AUGACUUCGUUCAUCAUUCAAGGUACAUCUAAACCUACUCCUAAACCCGAGAAAAAUACCCGAAGCUCUCUCUCCCUCUCCACUCUCCAUAUUUUCUCCACACAGCUCCGGCCACCACACACGGCUCCGGCCUCCCGGUUCACACCAUACAUACAACUCCGAAACGAGGAAGAGAAAAAAGGAAGAUCGAAGGUUGAAGGAUCUAGAAGCGAAUAUUCUCCUGCGAGAUUAUUUGCACAAACACUAAAUUGGGGACUGAAGGUUGAUGUUGUUGUUUUUUGUUUUCUUGACCUUGCUUCAAAUUAUGAACCCCCAGAUUCACUUGCGGAGUGGCUUGAAGCUGGUGAACAACCUGUCUGUAUCGGAUUUGAUAGCCUUGCCAAAAAAACCUCUCCCGACAAAAUUUCGUUAGCACAGAUAUAUCCUGGCGAAUAUUCUUCGGAUUAG
Prunus armeniaca (apricot) is the source of this 447-nucleotide messenger RNA. The record is from the annotation of a GenBank genome assembly. NCBI's taxonomy places the organism in Eukaryota, Viridiplantae, Streptophyta, Magnoliopsida, Rosales, Rosaceae.